This is a messenger RNA of Cuscuta europaea, 1407 nucleotides long. The record is from the annotation of a GenBank genome assembly. NCBI's taxonomy places the organism in Eukaryota, Viridiplantae, Streptophyta, Magnoliopsida, Solanales, Convolvulaceae.
CUUCAUUUCAUUAUUAUUAUUCAUUCCAUCAAACAUUGAAUUUUAAAUUGCAGCAAUAACUACAAUUAUAAUUAUCAUUAUCAUUAUUUUAAAAUGAGGUCGAACACCCAGUUCACCAUUAAUCCGAACUUCAAGUUCAUCCUCAUCUGCUUUUUCUUCAUUUUCCUGAUGUUCCUCAUCCCAAGGUCAAGCUUCCCUCCAUCAUUACUCACAUUAUCAAAACAAGUUACUCCGGCGAAAAAGCCGCAACAGUCGCCGGGAAAUCAAGAACCGGCAGAAUCUUGUGCCCGCGGGGGAUGCGGCAAGAUUCCAGCUUCGCUGGCGAACGCGCUGGUCCACUACGUCGCCAACAACGUCACACCUCAGCAGUCGCUGAAGGAGAUCUCUGUGUCCAUGAGGGUUCUGCAGAGGAAGUCGCCGUGCAACUUCUUGGUCUUCGGGUUGGGCCACGACUCGCUGAUGUGGACCGCCCUCAACCACGGCGGCCGGACGGUGUUCCUGGAGGAGGACAGCUCAUGGAUGGACGAGACAAAUCUCCGGUUUCCUUUCCUCGAGUCGUAUCAUGUCGUCUAUGACACUAAGGGAGCAAAAGCAGAAGUUGGAGUGUUUGGGUAAAAGGGCAGAAGUGAUUCUGCUGACGGAGGCGGAAAAGCUAAUAGAAGCGGGGAUGAAGGAGGAAUGCAAGGUGGUCGGAGAUCCAAGAGAGUCGAAAUGCCGGCUGUCGCUGAAGGGGUUGCCGGACAUAGUGUACGAGACGGAAUGGGACCUGAUAAUGGUGGACGCACCUACCGGUUACCACAGCGAGGCGCCGGGGAGGAUGGGCGCCAUUUACACCGCCGGGCUGAUUGCUCGGAACAGGGCGGAAGGGGACACGGACGUGUUUGUGCAUGACGUGGAUAGGGAUGUGGAAAAUAAAUUCUCGAUGGCUUUUCUUUGCAAAGGGUAUAUGAUUGAAGAAGAGGAGCGAAUUAGGCAUUUCACUAUUCCUAGUCAUAGAUCUCACCACAUUGUACCCUUUUGCCCGACAACACCCUAGAUUUAUAUACUAUGUAUAUACUACUACUAGUAUAAUAUACCUAGUACUCCCUCCGUCCCAUAAUUAUCUUCAUUCCUUCCUUUUCGGUCCGUCCCAAAUUUAUCUCCUUUUUCCCUUUUUGGUAAAGAAUAUGUGAUUCACAACCAUUCUUACACAUUUCUCUCUCCUAUGCAUAACUCUCUAGCACACAAAUCCCACUAUCUUAAAACCCGUGCCCGGUCAAAACCGGAGUUAAAUAUGGGACGGAGGGAGUAUCAAUCUUUGUCUUAUUUUCUAAUCAUGGGGAACCACAUGUAUACAUGGAUAUACAUAUCAUAUAUACUCCCUCCGUUCUUUUUUAGUUGCAAUGGUCAACAUUUCACAUUUGCCAA